Messenger RNA from Mauremys mutica (yellowpond turtle), 1597 nucleotides. It is a transcript of the gene KYAT3, whose product is annotated as kynurenine aminotransferase 3. Gene Ontology annotation, cellular component: mitochondrion; cytoplasm. The transcript has 14 exons. Bases 149 to 1513 code for a protein of 454 amino acids. Gene Ontology annotation, molecular function: pyridoxal phosphate binding; L-kynurenine:2-oxoglutarate transaminase activity. The record is from RefSeq and is a predicted model, not a curated record. Lineage: Eukaryota; Metazoa; Chordata; Testudines; Geoemydidae. Gene Ontology annotation, biological process: biosynthetic process.
GAACAUCCAAAGCGCCCUUUGAUUACAACCAGAAGUGCUCAGAUUCUGUGAAAAUUGGGCCCCAAGUGUCAGAUCUUCUCAUCCACUGCUGAACACUUUGGAGCUCCCAGUCACUGCUUCUUGCCCAUACAGGAAGCCGUCCCCAGGCAUGUUUUUUGCUCAGCAAAGCCUCUGCUGCCUUGGCAUUAGGACACAGCUACUGAAGACAGUUUAUCCUGUAAGAUUCUUCAGAUUUUCAACCUCUGCAACAAUGGCCUUCAAGCACAAAAACGCAAAACGAAUUGAAGGGCUUGAUGUCAAUGUAUGGGUUGAAUUUACCAAAGUGGCUGCAGACCCUUCAAUUGUUAAUCUUGGUCAAGGCCUUCCAGAUAUAUCCCCUCCUAGCUAUGUUAAAGAAGAGCUAGCCAAGGCAGCGACAGUUGAUAGGCUGAACCAGUACACACGUGGCUUUGGCCAUCCAUUGCUGGUGAAAGCCUUGUCCCAGGUGUAUGAGAAGGUUUGUGGAAGGAAGAUUGACCCUUACACAGACAUCUUGGUGACAGUGGGAGGAUAUGGAUCUCUGUUUAGUGCAGUACAGGGAUUAAUUGAAGAGGGAGAUGAAGUGAUAAUAAUUGAGCCAUUUUUUGACUGUUAUGAGCCCAUGGUGAAGAUGGCAGGAGGAAAACCUGUUUUUAUCCCAUUGAGAUAUAAAACUGUUGUUGGGAACUCUGCAUCUAGUGCUGAUUGGGUCUUAGAUCCCACUGAACUUGCAAGUAAAUUUAAUUCCAGAACAAAAGCUAUCAUAUUGAAUACUCCACACAACCCUAUAGGCAAGGUAUUUUCCAAAGAAGAACUCCAGGUAAUAGCUGAUCUCUGUAUUAAACAUGACACCCUGUGCCUCAGUGAUGAGGUAUAUGAAUGGCUGGUGUACAAAGGAAAUAAACACAUUAAAAUAGCUACACUGCCAGGCAUGUGGGAGAGAACAAUAACUAUAGGAAGUGCUGGAAAGACAUAUAGCGUCACUGGCUGGAAGCUUGGAUGGUCCAUUGGUCCACAGCAUUUGAUAAAACAUUUGCAAGUUGUUCAGCAGAAUACGCUGUAUACAUGCCCAACUCCAUUACAGGAGGCGUUGGCACAAGCGCUUUGGAUCGACUUUAAACGCAUGGAUGACCCAGACUGCUACUUUUACUCGCUGUCUCGAGAGUUGGAAGGCAAGCGUAAUCGGAUGGCUCAGCUACUCCAAGAAGUUGGAUUGAAACCUGUCAUUCCAGAUGGAGGAUACUUCAUGAUUGUUGAUGUUUCUGCACUCAAUGUGGAUCUGUCUGAUAUGGAGACGAAUCAACAUUAUGAUUAUAAAUUUGUGAAAUGGAUGAUAAAAUCUAAGAAACUGUCAGCAAUACCUCUUACAGCAUUCUGUGGCCCAGAGACCAAAAAGCAGUUUGAGAAAUAUAUACGUUUUUGCUUCAUCAAACAAGACAGCACACUGGAUGCAGCUGAGGUGAUCCUGAAGAACUGGAAUAAACCUACAUCUUGAUUUUUAUAUUUGUAUUAGUUAUUCCAUCUGGUAUAAUUAUUUUAUACAUUGGUAUUUCAUUCUACCAUUAAAAGCUAAUGUACU